Myiozetetes cayanensis is the source of this 2572-nucleotide messenger RNA. It is a transcript of the gene SLC44A3, whose product is annotated as solute carrier family 44 member 3. Gene Ontology annotation, molecular function: transmembrane transporter activity. The record is from RefSeq and is a predicted model, not a curated record. Bases 374 to 2323 code for a protein of 649 amino acids. The transcript is spliced from 20 exons. Gene Ontology annotation, cellular component: membrane. NCBI's taxonomy places the organism in Eukaryota, Metazoa, Chordata, Aves, Passeriformes, Tyrannidae. Gene Ontology annotation, biological process: transmembrane transport.
GCAGCAUCCUCGGAGAGCGGAUCUGGCGGGUCCCGGCGGGUCUGAGGGCGAACGUCGGACACUGGUGCUCUCAGACAUCCUCUAUUCCCUCACGCCGUAAGAACGCGCACCCUCUCAAGGCUCACCUGUCACACUGGACACAAAAAUCUUCAGCACCUGCCAUGAGAAAUUUCAGACUGAAUGGUUCAAGUGAGAUGAGGUCAUAAAUACCAGAAUGCGAGCCUGACUAACAGCUUGAACAUAAUUAAACCGAAUCAACUCUACAACAUGGCAGUUCUAAAACUCCCUGCUCCUCACCAAUUGCUGAGCAACUCAGCUGCAGAACCAGGCUCAAUCCUGUGAAGGUGGUUAUUCCUGUACCCAUAAAAUUCAUAUGGACAUCGAUGAGGGCUCUGGAGACAGUGCUUCUGAACUACAGGAAUGGAGACCAGUCAUUUACAGAAAGUGCACAGACACUCUCUGGCUGCUCCUCUUCUGUCUUUUCUGGGCUGGUUUGAUGUUUAUAACUGGCUAUGCUGUGAUGGCUGGUGCUGCAGAAAGACUUGUGCUUGGAUAUGACAGCUUUGGGAACAUAUGUGGGAAGAAGAAUGCUCCUGUAAAAGGGGCACCUCUUUCUGGACAGGACAUGACCAAUAAAAAGUAUGUGUUCUUUCUGAAUUCGUGCAACCUGGAAAAGCAAAGCCUCAAAAUCAGUUCACUUUCCUUGUGCGUGUCUAGUUGUCCACAAGAGCAACUCAACUCUUUGGAAGAUCUUCAGAGUUUUGCAAGGAAUAAUGGUUCUUUUCUUUGCAUUUACAACCUGAAUAUUUCCAGUUACACACAAAAUUCAAAGGCAACUCAGCUGUGUCCUGCACUGCCAGUUCCACCAAGUAAAUCCUUUCCAUUAUUUAAUCGAUGCAUUCCACAAAAUCCUGAAUGCUAUUCCAAAUAUGCAUCUGUCUUAAUAAGCAUGGUUAAUGAAAUGGAUGUUUUUCACCGAAUCCUGAGUGGAAUAUUGGCAGGAAGAGAUACUGUGAUAGGACUGAGUGUCCUUGCACUAGCCUUCUCUCUUAUACUGGUUCUAGCCUUCAGAUUCAUUCGGACACUUCUGGUCCAUAUUUUGAUUGCACUGGUUGUAUUCGGGUUGUUGUUUGUCUCAGGUGUUCUCUGGUGGCUCUAUUAUGACUACAGGAACGAUCCCAGCACUGAAUUGGAAACAGAAAAGGAAAAUGUAAAGUUUCUACUUGGAUAUGCUAUCUUCUCCACAAUAGUAACCGUUGUUCUGCUCUGCCUUAUAUUUGUACUAAGAAAGAGGCUUCGGUUCACUGUGCAGCUCUUUCGAAUUGUUGGUAAAGUCAUUGGCAGAAUUCCUUUCCUCGUGUUCCAGCCACUCUGGACCUUUCUGAUUCUUGUUGUGUUCUGGGUAUUUUGGGUUGCUGUACUACUUAGCUUAGGAACUGCAGGUACUGCACAGUCUACUUCAGGAGGACAAGUAGAAUACAGAGCUCUGUCUGGAAUUUGCUACAUGGCAUGGUAUCAUUUCGUUGGCCUUAUCUGGACUAGUGAAUUCAUUCUUGCCUGUCAGCAAAUGGUGAUUGCUGGGGCAGUGGUUACUUGUUAUUUCAACAGAAAUAAAAAUAGCCCACCACCUCACCCAGUCCUGUCUUCCAUAUCAGUUCUCUUUUGCUACCAUCUAGGAACUGCUGUCAAGGGCUCAUUUCUAAUCACAAUACUGAGAAUACCAAGGAUUGUUCUUUUGUACCUUUAUAAUGUCCUAAAACAAAAGAAGAAUGCAAAGUGCCUGUUCAAGUGCUGUUUCUGCUGGUUUUGCUGCCAGGAAAGUUGCUUAAGAUACUUUAACCAGCAUGCAUACACAACUACAGCCAUAAAUGGGACAAAUUUUUGUACAUCAGCAAAGGAUGCUGACUGUAUUUUGGCAAGGAAUUCUGCACAACUUGCAUCCAUUAGCUGUUUUGGAGAUUUUCUCCUAUUUCUAGGAAAGGUGUUUGUUGUAUGUUUUACUGUUUUUGGAGGAUUGAUGGCAUUUAACUACCACCGGGAGUUGCAAGCUUGGGUAGUUCCUCUGUUGCUGGUUGGAUUUUUUGCCUACCUGAUGUCCCACAGCUUUCUGUCUGUGUUUGAAGUGACAGCAGAUGCCAUGUUUCUUUGCUUUGCUAUUGAUAUGGAAACAAAUGAUGGAACUGCAGAGAAGCCAUACUUCGUGGAUCAGGAGCUGCUGACCUUUGUGAGUCAGAGUGACAAGUUAACAGAAGGGCAAAAACACAGAAGCACAAGACCUUUCCACGAUAAUGAAGACGGAACAGAGCUUCAACCUAUGACUUGAACAUGAAGCUCAUCAGAAAUAUGAAAGCAGAGCAGCAAUAGCAGAAACAAUCUUAGAAGAAAAGUAAAGGUUACCAAACACCGCAGGACAAAGUAUUAGUUCUCUAAAUCUCUGUUGUACUUUCUGCACUGGUAAAAUGACACAGUCUGUUUGUAUAAAGUAUUUUGUGUGUCAUCACAUCUGAUUUUUAUUACUACACUUGUUAUGAUGGUCUGAAAGUUGUUAAUAAACAAACUCCUUGUAAAUUUC